Molecule: messenger RNA, 181 nt
Organism: Racocetra fulgida
Lineage: Eukaryota; Fungi; Glomeromycota; Glomeromycetes; Diversisporales; Gigasporaceae
Source: the annotation of a GenBank genome assembly
UCCGUAUAAAAAUGCACCUGUAGUAAUUGCUCCAGAAGUAGAUCAAUUACCAAUACAAGAAUUACCAUCACUACGACAUAACAAACUUUCAGGCGUAACACAGAGGCAUCCCCCUAAAGUAAGUUCACAGAUUACUUCAGGAAUAGAGCAAUUACCAAUACAAGAAUUUCCAUCAUUAUGA